AUGAUUGCUGCUGUGAAUGUAUUCAAAUCACUCGGAGAAGAAGCACCUUAUUGUAAAUUUCUUUAUCCACCAGAAAAGUUACAAGUCUUUCAGCAUUCUCGGCUCGGCGUUUACGUAGCUGUUGCCUUUGAAAUAUCCAUGAUGGAAGGAAAAACCUCCUACAAGAACUACCAGGGGGUCUCCAGGACAGACUUAUCGCCCGAGUUGCAAGCUAAGUGUAGGCAAAUAGUGACCUUAUUUGGUGGGGCUAAGACUAAGACAACCUUCGCUCUUCGUAAAGAAAUAUUGCAAGAUAGCCAAGAAUUAUCUGAAUUGCAGACAGCAUUGGAUUCUGGUCUCCCACUUAACGUAGUAGAUGCAGAGGGACCUGCAAGCCCAACAUAG
Messenger RNA from Macrosiphum euphorbiae (potato aphid), 384 nucleotides. The record is from the annotation of a GenBank genome assembly. NCBI's taxonomy places the organism in Eukaryota, Metazoa, Arthropoda, Insecta, Hemiptera, Aphididae.